GUGUUUUCUCCAGUCUCAGAAGAAACUAUCAGACAAUCAAGCACGUGAUAUAAACAAUGGCAAAGCCUCUAACUCCACGUCUCCAAAACAUUCGCUCAAUCUAUGAUGCUCGCGCGCCAACCUACGAUCAUGAAACGGGCCCCGAUGGCUUCCACCCGCGGCAAGCAGCAGACUAUGUCAAAUGGGCAUCUCCUGUUCAAGGCUGUAAGAUCCUCGAUCUUGCCUGCGGAACAGGAGCAAUCGGAAUUGCCUGUGCACGACUUGCUGGUCCCUCCGGAUUCGUUAUCGGCGUCGAUAUCUCUCCAGCCUCACUUAAAGUCGCAAGAAGGAAAGCGGAGAAAGAGAAGGUAUGGAAUGUAAAGUUUGUCGAAGGCGAUAUUGCGGACCUGGUCUCUGAAUGGGCUGAGAAAGAGGGAAUCAGAGAAGGGAUGUUUGAUGUAAUUACUUGUGCAUCUGCUUUUGUGCUUGUUGAAGACCAUCCAGGAGCUGUGAAAUCCUGGGCGAAGUUACUUAAGAUAGGAGGAAAAGUAAUCUUUGAUGUCCCAACUGGGGAUAGUAUGAUUAAAGGGCUGGUGCUUGAGCGGAUUGCGGAGAGGAUUGGGAUUGUGAGGCGGUAUACGAGGGAGGGAAUCGAUAGCGAGGAGAAGGUGAGAGCUUUAUUGACAGAUGCGGGGUUGGAUGAUAGGGAGUUUUUUGUGAGUGAGAGUUAUGAGGCUGGUGAGAUCUUGCGUGUGGAGGGGGCCAGGAAUACCUUUGAUGAGAUGGUGAGGGAGAAGAAGUGGUUUCGAGGCGACGAGUUAGUGAAGCCGGGAAUGGUAGAGAAGGCUAAGGAGUUAUUUUGUAAGGAGAUUGAAAAGAUUGCGGAAGGAGAGGGGCAGGUGAGAAGUUGGUUGAGGUUUUACGUCGCAGUUGGGAGGAGGUUGAGUGAAAUUGAGAGCAGUUAAGUGUCCUUUGCAAGGCUAACAGAAUACAUGAGAUGAUACAUGGAUUCAGGAGAAAAGUGAGGCGGAAACGAGUUUCCACAUUAUCUCAGCUCCAUUGAGAAGUGUGGUUCUUUUGCAAUGGUCUGGAGGAGCAACUACGCAAAUCUCUUUCAAAGCCAACUCGGCUCGUACUGCACUACCAUGCUAUGAGGGCAAGAAAGAGGAGAGAUCCUCAAGAUAUCAUAUGAUUGCAAGUAUGGUACAAUUGUGCAGACUUGAUCGUUGCCAUGACCAGUGGUUCCGAAACAUAUUUUUUCUUUCUCAAAAGAGCGGUGUUGGCUCAAUGAUGCUGAAUUAUUUUACAUUUUGCUCGCC
Molecule: messenger RNA, 1298 nt
Organism: Hyaloscypha bicolor E
Lineage: Eukaryota; Fungi; Ascomycota; Leotiomycetes; Helotiales; Hyaloscyphaceae
Product: S-adenosyl-L-methionine-dependent methyltransferase
Exons: 1
Coding region: 57-944 (295 amino acids)
Molecular function (GO): methyltransferase activity
Source: RefSeq, a predicted model, not a curated record